GAUUUAUUUCCACACAGUCAAAAAAAAUCUUCUGAUAUAACAUCAUUAUAGUUGUACAGUAUUCGCUUUGUAAAAGUGAUAUAGAAAUUAUAUACUUUCCACGAAAACUCUUUGUGAACAGAACAAUUAAUUUUGAAUAAUCAAGCAUCUCAAGUAUCAGCUAAAUUUGUUUCGCCGGAAAACCAUGGUCUGUCAAAGCUCAUUAAAUUUCAUUGCAUUGUACGCUGUUGUUGAUUUGAAAAAUUGAGCAGAUGGUCAGUCUAGACUCUAGAGGUUUUUUAAAUUCAUGCCCACCAAUAGAAGAAAAAAACAACAUGAGCAUAGGACAGGGAAUGCAAGAUGAUUUGUUGAAAAAUCUGCAUCACCCUAGGCAUCACCAUUUUCAAAAAUCUGUAUCCCAUACAAAUUGUGUGUGAAAAAUCUGUAUCCCAUACAACAAUAAAUAAUCCGUCUUGCCCAAAAAUCGGUGUUUCAUAUAAAACGAAAUCUGUACGGAUGCUCAAAAAUCUGUAAAAUACAGAAAAAUCUGUACAUAUACAUAUAUGGAAUUCCUGGCAUAGGGCACAAAGCAUAGCCAUUGUUGAUUCGUUGCAAGGGGGUGACGUAACGGUGACCUAUGCUCAUUUCAUCUCAGCCUACACACCAAAUUUUUAGUGCUGGUAAUCAGCAAAAUUUUGCUGAAUUUUUUUGUGCUGUACUUCCAGCAAAGCAUUCAGCAAAAUUUGUUUUGCUGGACUUACAGCAAUUCGUUUUGACAGUUAUUUUGCUGAAUUUUCAGCAAUCUGCAACAUCUCUCUUUCGGGCUCAUAUUGCUGAGGAACCAGCAAAACUUUUGAGAUUAUUUUGGGUUCGGUUUUCGAAAUAAAAUAACACAACACAGGAAAAUCCUAAAUUACAAUCAUUUAUUCCUGUAUCUCUCGUACAGUUUCCUAAGGCUAAAACACUUCAAUUGGUAAUAUAAUUCCAGCUGUCGCGGUCGUCUCUUUCCCAGCUGCCAACAGCAAUCCAAUGAAGAGACAAUUCAGCUGCAUCUGGAAAGAUCAAUUUGAAGGAGAACUCACUUGCCUUGUACAAAACACCUUUUAGGUGAUUUAACAUACCUUAAUUGUGCAGAUUUUUGGAAACUUUCGCGAUAAAAUCCUGAAGAACUGUAAAGAACUUGUUCGGUAUUUGUUUAUUCUCUUCGGCUUGCCGUCAAAUUUUAAGUGUUUGACAGAUGCCUUGCUGGUUGAACCAGUAAUUAUUGCGACUUGCUGAAUCUUCAGCAAUCCGAAUUAACGUUGCUGAUUUUACAGUAAACAUUUAUUUGCUGGAGGCGGUUCAGCAAUUUAUUUUGCUGGAAGGCGAAUCAAAUUUUUGGUGUGUAUAUACUGGGAUUCCCACAGUAAAGCCAACCUCAUCGAAGUGCUCUGAUUCAGUGUGUGAGUAACGCUACUUGUAGAAAGAUGAAAUCAAUUAUUCUCGUUCUCUUGAUCUAUACUUGUACCGUAUUAGGUUCCAAACAUUAUGUCGUCUCAAAAGAAAAGGCAACCUGGCACGAUGCCUUCAAUCACUGCAAAGCCAACGGUACGCAAUUGGUGUCAGUAGCAAAUCGAACAGACUACCAUCACCUCCAGACAUUCAUUGCGAAGAGACUCAACUGUACCGAAAAGUGUGCCGUGUGGAUUGGUGCUAACGAUUUGGCCACCAAAGGAACGUUCACAUGGGUUGCCACCGGCCGAAGGGUUGAAUUCACCAACUGGAAGCCGAAGAAGAAGCUGGAUAACGUGAGCAAAGCCCGCGAAGAGCAUUGCAUUGAAGUCCUGUAUUAUCUGAAGAGGAGUUACCGGUGGCACUGGCGCAAAAGCGAAUGUCGGCGUAAAAGGUACUACGUUUGUGAAAAGGUGCACACUUGAAUUUAUUAAUCAAGCUAGAAGAGCAUGAUUGAUUAAAGGAUUGUUUUAGUUUUCUAUUGA
Messenger RNA from Aedes albopictus (Asian tiger mosquito), 1955 nucleotides. Its product is annotated as secretory phospholipase A2 receptor-like. The transcript has 2 exons. Bases 1446 to 1895 code for a protein of 149 amino acids. Lineage: Eukaryota; Metazoa; Arthropoda; Insecta; Diptera; Culicidae. Gene Ontology annotation, molecular function: signaling receptor activity. The record is from RefSeq and is a predicted model, not a curated record.